Molecule: messenger RNA, 681 nt
Organism: Ambispora leptoticha
Lineage: Eukaryota; Fungi; Glomeromycota; Glomeromycetes; Archaeosporales; Ambisporaceae
Source: the annotation of a GenBank genome assembly
AUGUCUUCUGCGUAUCCAAGUAAACGUAAGCGUUACGUAGAUUUUGAGAAACCUAUACAUGCACUAGAUUUUGCGCACAUCGAGUGCUAUCCAGCGACAAGUAAACGUCAAAGAAGAAUAUACGCACGAGAAUGGCACGUACAAGACUCUUCGUUUGGAAGAAAUUCUGUGCCGUGGACUCCAUCGCCACUUGGCAUAAUCCCAAUAAUAAUAUCCGAUUUGAAAUCUUCUAAUUCUGGUAACAACACAUCCCCAUCAUCACCCAAAAUGCGGCACAUUCCAAAAUCAGUUCGAGCUAAUUUUGAACUCGUUAAACUGAUGAGAGAUAAAAAUAAUUUUGAACGUGAAAUUGCCACAGCGCGUCGACAUAGAACAAAAGGGAAAGAAUUCCCAGACUUGGAAAUUGUAGCCGCUCAAGGACCACCACAUUAUAAAUCACGCGGCAAGGACAUCAUAGAAAAGAUUAAAGAUAAUGACUACGAUACCCUGUUGCCGGAUAAAGUGUGGAAAAAGUCAUUGAGAUAUAAAAUUGGUGUUAUUACCAGAAAAGUGGUCAAGAAGCGAAUAGAGAAAGCAAAGAAAAUGGAGGAAAAACAUCAUUGUUCUCUUCAUAAUCGACCUCGGAUGAAGGGUCAGCAAAAUGACAUAUUAGGUUCAACAUUACCAUCGUUAGCGUCAUAA